Molecule: messenger RNA, 1322 nt
Organism: Anguilla anguilla (European eel)
Lineage: Eukaryota; Metazoa; Chordata; Actinopteri; Anguilliformes; Anguillidae
Product: gap junction beta-3 protein-like
Exons: 2
Coding region: 298-1116 (272 amino acids)
Biological process (GO): cell communication
Cellular component (GO): connexin complex
Source: RefSeq, a predicted model, not a curated record
CACCCCUAGACAAAAACCAAGAACAUUUUUUGUAACUCAGGACAUCAGCGUUGGGAGUGACGAAUCCUGUUCGGUUCGAGUUUUGAGGUAUUUGGCAAAAAUACCGACAGGCGAUAGAAGCACGCGAAUCAAACGAAUAAGCCUCGUAUUUUAAUACGCAGAAAUGGACUGAGAGAGCGCACACACUUUCAGCUUACUGAAUAACACUUAUGAAAAACUAGAGGAAUCCAGAGAAAGGAGGGUUUCAGAAGGAACAGUUUUUGGAGAAGGAGGAGGAGAGUACCUGAAGCUGCCAAGAUGGACUGGAAGAUGUUCCAAGCGCUCCUUAGCGGGGUGAACAAGUACUCGACGGCAUUCGGGCGGAUCUGGCUGUCGGUGGUGUUCGUGUUCCGGGUGCUGGUGUACGUCGUCGCGGCAGAGCGCGUCUGGGGGGACGAGCAGAAGGACUUUGACUGCAACACCAAGCAGCCAGGCUGCCCCAACGUCUGCUACGACCACUUCUUCCCCAUCUCCCACAUCCGCCUGUGGGCGCUGCAGCUCAUCUUCGUCACCUGCCCCUCGCUCAUGGUGGUGAUGCACGUGGCGUACCGUGACGAGCGGGAGCGCAAGUACCGGGCCAAGUUCGGCGAGGACACCAAGCUCUACGACAACACGGGCAGGAAGCACGGCGGCCUGUGGUGGACCUACCUGCUGAGUCUCUUCUUCAAGACGGGCAUCGAGAUCGUCUUCCUCUACCUGCUGCACAUGAUCUACGACAGCUUCUACCUUCCCCGGGUGGUCAAGUGCGAAGUCAAGCCCUGCCCCAACCAGGUGGACUGCUACAUCGGCCACCCCACGGAGAAGAAGGUCUUCACCUACUUCAUGGUGGGCGCCUCGGCCCUGUGCAUCGUUCUGAGCGUGUGCGAGAUCAUCUACCUGAUCGCCAAGCGCAUCGCGCGCGUCGUCCGCAAGAUGAAGAGCCGCGACCGCCUGGUGGAGCUGCAGCACCAGAGGUACAAGGACGAGGACCGGGGAAGCUACCAGCAGCUGCCCAUGAAGCGCCUCGACCUCAAGCCCACCUUCAGGGUCAACGACGAAAUGCGGGCGUCCGCCCCCAACCUGUCCACUGCCGCCUGAGGGCCCCAGGGGGCCCCUCGACUUCUUCCAGACUCUUCCGGAACCUUCCACUGCCGCCUGUUUUUUUAAUAAUAAUAAUAAUAAUAAUUAUUAUUAUUAUUAUUAUUAUUUUUUUACGAUUUCAUUAUUUUAAAGGGUGAAGUUAAAAUGAGGCUGAAACAUUGACUCGUUCCCUUUAUCAGCAAAACGGGGUUGUGUGUAGGUGG